AUCUCGGAAAUAGUUAUGAUGCAAAUUGAACAAGUUUAGUCACCAUUGCGUGUUAUGGAGGAAUUUGAUUGUGGAGGUAUCAUCAUUAAGUUGGCGAAAUAUUUUUGAUGGGUAUGUUUUAAGCGUCAGUUCAUAAUGGACCUUCCAGAGGAGAGCAAAUGUCUUUCAAGGUGGAAAAAGAUUUUGUUCUCAAUCACACUUGAGCCCAUGAUCUUUGUCUCCGUUAUUGGAGGAACAAUUGUUGGAGGAUCGGCGUUGAACACAAAUUUGCUAAUUAACAAAAUGUGCGUAUUUGAGCUUCAAUUCAAUACGACUAUUUGCGAUCACUUGGAUCUCGCAGAAAACGAAGAUUAUGAGAAUGAGGUCCAAGAGAGAGUCAAUAACUUCCAAAUGAUUGGUCAAUGGGUAUCAGCUAUUCCUGGUUUGAUAUUCUCAUUAUUUGCUGGUGGCUUAUCGGAUAAUGUGGGAAGGAAACCCUUGCUCAUAUUUCCAAUAGUAGGGUUGGUUCUCACAUCCCUGCUGGAGAUCUUGAAUUUGGUGUUCAUUGAUACUUUUCCCAUUGAAGUGUUCUAUGUUGAACAUGUGCAUAGCUUCUUUGGCGGCAUGUCGGUCUAUUACUUGGGCUUCUACGGCUUUGGAACCAGUGCAACCAAUUCCAAGGAGAGGACAUCCCGAUUGGCUCGAUUUGACGGAGUGGAACAAGCCGGAGCCUUGAUUGGAACGUUUUUGUCGCCAAUACUCUUCUCAGCCGUUGAUUAUAUCGGCUGUUACGGCAUCAGGGCAGGUUGUCGGAUCCUUGGAUUGGUUUACUUAUUAUUCAUUGUCAGGGAGCCUUUGAAAAAGAAGGGCAAAAUUUUCAAGACCACAGUGGACAGCCCUGAUGGAUCCAGGAACAUGACUUGCUUGGAAAUGUUUUGGGAAGGCAUGAUGUCCCUUUUUAUCCGACCAGUCAUUGGGAUGAUUCAAACAAUCAUUCGAAGCCGUCCCAACCGACUUCGGCCUCUUCUUUGGUUGCAACUUUUGAUUUAUGGUAUUUACUUUUUUGAGAUGGAAUCUGGCGCUCUCAUGUACAUCUAUGCAAUCAAAGCCAUUCCAAACUAUGAUGGAACAAUUCACUCCUACAUGAAUAUCAUGAUGAAGAUCCUGGGGACCCUGGCUUUGCUCUUUGUGAUCCCGUUACUCUCUCUCAAGUUGAAGCUACACGAGGGCCUGAUCUUAGUCAUCAUCAACGUUUUGGUUACCCUUGGAUACCUGACGACGUCAUUUGCUCAUAACAUCUGGCAAUUCUUCUUGUCCAAUAUGCUCCCUAGCAUUGCAAUUUGCAAGUUUUCCGCCACUCGAUCCCUAUUGACCAAGUGCAUCGACCACGAUGAGGUGGGCAAGCUCUACUCUUUCAUUGCACUCUUAUCUGCACUUAUACCGAUUGGUAGUAAUCCAGCUUUUCGGCAAUUGUAUAACGCUACGUUGGGAAGCUUCCCCUCUGCAUUUUUGCUUUUAAGUGCUGCCUUGGGAGUUUUGACGGUAUUCCUGAUAUUCUUGGUGUAUACCCAAAGAAAGUAUAUGUUGGUUGAUCGAAAAGGUGUGGUACUUCGCAACAUAUCCGAACACAAUUUGAACGAUACAUCUGAAGUCAAAAUGUAAAUUGUUGCGAAAAUAGUGAAAGUACAUGUUCCUUGAAAGCAA
This is a messenger RNA of Tigriopus californicus, 1683 nucleotides long. Its product is annotated as lysosomal proton-coupled steroid conjugate and bile acid symporter SLC46A3-like. Gene Ontology annotation, cellular component: membrane. Gene Ontology annotation, molecular function: transmembrane transporter activity. Gene Ontology annotation, biological process: transmembrane transport. NCBI's taxonomy places the organism in Eukaryota, Metazoa, Arthropoda, Copepoda, Harpacticoida, Harpacticidae. The transcript has 2 exons. The coding region runs from base 136 to 1641 and encodes 501 amino acids. The record is from RefSeq and is a predicted model, not a curated record.